Messenger RNA from Cynoglossus semilaevis (tongue sole), 3375 nucleotides. Its product is annotated as transcriptional repressor p66-alpha-like. Bases 133 to 2292 code for a protein of 719 amino acids. Gene Ontology annotation, molecular function: sequence-specific DNA binding. NCBI's taxonomy places the organism in Eukaryota, Metazoa, Chordata, Actinopteri, Pleuronectiformes, Cynoglossidae. The transcript has 13 exons. The record is from RefSeq and is a predicted model, not a curated record. Gene Ontology annotation, biological process: negative regulation of transcription by RNA polymerase II. Gene Ontology annotation, cellular component: NuRD complex.
UUUUGGUUGGCCAAAGAAACCGUGGGCAAAAUUGAAAAACUAUAGCUAGUGGUGCUUCAAUUGUUGUUUGAAGCAAACCAAAUUCGCGCAUCUCUGGGAAAUCAAAAAACACUGAAUCAUCAAAGGCAUGUCAUGGGGAUGUCUGAGGAGGCCGUCCGCCAGACACGGAGCCAGAAGAGGGCGCUGGAGAGGGAGGCGGCUCCACAUUCUGCAGAACCUCCGGAAUCAGAAAAUGACAGCAAAAAGCCUAGACUGGACUCUUCCGGAACCACAGUACAGGAACAGUCUAAACUAAAACCCGACUCUGUGCUGCCACAGGAUGGUCAGACGAGGACUAGCACCAAACUGGAGAAUGAGGAGGAGCAGAACCAGCUGCCGUUACCUUUAGUGUUACCAUCGAAAGAUGAUCAGGAGGGACAGAAAACAGCCGAACCAAGCACAGACAAUCGGAUCGACUGCAAUGAUCGCAGCGGCCGGGUGAGGCCGGAGACAACAAUAGACACGAGGAGUCGCACCCGACUGUCAGAACCAAAGGCGUCCAGUGGUAUCCUGGCUGCAGGAGAGGUGAAGGCCACCAUUAAAGUGGAAGUUCAGACAGGAGAGCAGCCGGUGGACAUGAGCACAUCCAGAGGCAUAAAAAGAGAGAAGCGCCCUCCAACCCCAGAGGAUGAUGAUGAUGUCAUCAUCCUGUCAGAUAAUGACUCCCCGAGUCCUCCCAUGAAUGGACUGAGCCACUUUAAGGAGCUGGACACGGACCUCCUCAUGAAGAAGAGCCCUGUGGAGAGAGAACAAAUCAUUAAGCAGCUAAAACUCAGACAGAGCCAGAUACAGAGGGAUAAUCUCCAGAAGCCGUCAGGUCUGUCCAGCUCCUCUGCACCUCCUCCUCUUAUUCGUGGAACUAUUGCAAGCAAUAAAGGAUCUCAGAUUUUGACAGGUAGAAGUUCAGGCACAGUCAUCCCUCCGCCACUGGUCAGAGGAGGACAGCAGCUCUCAUCCAAACAUGGCUCUCAGAUCAUCAUGCCACCUUUGGUCGGAGGCGCAACACAGAUCCAGGCUCUGCGUCAACAGCAGCAGCAGCAGUUGGCAGCUGCUACUGGAGGCUCAAGUUCAGGGCCACCUCCUCUCAUCUUAGGCCCCAGGACCUCAGCCUCCUCAGCCCAGGGUCAGAGGGCCAUCAUCCAGGCCGGCCUCAUCAGGGUUGGAAACAGUGCUAACAUGCUGGCCUCAGCUUCCGGCUUGAAGGGCUCCUCCUCAGGGAGUAGCGGUUUGUCUGGAGUUAGCAUAAAUGACUCCCCUGCCAGUCGCCAAGCUGCAGCUAAACUUGCCCUGCGAAAACAGCUGGAGAAGACCCUCCUAGAGAUUCCCCCACCAAAACCCCCUGCUCCCGAGUUCAACUUUUUGCCCUCUGCUGCCAAUAAUGAGUUUAUUUACCUGGUAGGACUGGAGGAAGUUGUACAGAAUCUGCUGGAUACCAUUCACAGAGGAAAGACAGCUGUAGCAUCUGUCACCAGAGAGCCCUUCAUCUGUACUCAAUGCAAGACUGACUUCACCUGCCGCUGGAGGCAGGACAAAACUAAAGGCGGAGCAGUGCUCUGUGAAGAUUGCAUGUCCUCCAAUCAAAAGAAGGCUCUGAAGGCCGAGCACACCAGCAGGCUGAAAGCUGCGUUCGUCAAAGCGCUGCAGCAAGAGCAGGAAAUCGAGCAGCGGAUCAUUCAGCAGGCCUCCUCACCCAUCUCCCACAGCAGCUCCUCUUCAUCAGCCUCUUCAUCCAUCAAAGCAGAGCAGCUGGUGUCUCAGCAUCUGAAGCAGGCUCAGGCGAGAGCAUCCUCACUCCAGCACCACCACCAGGUUGGCCGAGCAGCCAACAUCCUUCACCAUCAGUCCAUCAAGCAGAGUUCCCAGGGCCAGCUGUCCCAUGGUGGCUCCUCACUGGGGGUGAGGGGUGUCCCCCACUCCUUCUCCUCCUCCUCCCAGCUGCAGAGCGCAGUGGCGGCCGCAGCCUUGGUCAGCCGGCCAGGUAAGCACGCCCAUGUUUCCCCACAUUCUGUCCAGAGUUCAAAGGUGAGCAGCAGUGGACUCGGCGGCGGCAAGAGUAUCAGCGGAGGUAGUGCCUCAUCCACUGCAUGGAAGAAGCAGAGCAACAGCACCUCAGGAGUGACCAUGGCCUACGUGAACCCCAGUCUGACCGGUCACAAGACGUCCACCACUGUGGACGCCCGUCAGAGGGAGUACCUGCUGGACAUGAUCCCCUCCCGCUCGUCCAUUUCGCAGACUGCAAACACAUGGAAAUAAUUCAUAUUCUCUUCCAUUCUUCGUUAGUUUUGUUCCAAGUUCCACAGCUUCUAUAAAGAGUUCAGCAGCACCCCCUGGUGGACUGUUAAGCAAACUCUCGAGACAAAAAAAAAAUCGGAUAACCUUACUUUUGUUUGUUUUUAGUUUCUUAUUUCUCUUGGUUUCCUUGAGUUUUUGGGGUAUUGUGCAGAAAUAAAUUUGGGGGAGGAAAAAAACCAACAAAACAAACAAAAAAAGUUAAAUAUAUAAAUACUUGAAGGGCUUCUCCCUUGGUAUCUCUGUUUUCCAGACCAGGCUUAAAAUCAUGUUAAGAGGUAAUGACAUCACUGAGUGCGUGCAUUAAGGUUAGUACUCCGCUCUGGGCUCUAAGUCCUUUCUGCCAUGAACACUUGAAUUGUUAUGAUCAAACCCAUUAAUUAACAUUCAGACAACCUUUACUAUUGUAAGCAAAAAAAAAAAACGAGUUGUAAAAUGUUCUGUACACCACCCCUGUAGUUUAAGGUUUGGAGUUAUUUUGUAUUUACUUUAAGUUAUUUUUUGACUGAUGUUAAAAAUCACAUAUUGUGGUUUCCACAAAUGAAGAGUUUAUUCUAGCUUUGUAUUUUGGUUUCCUGUUUUAACAGCAUGCCUACCCUUAACCUCUCAUGUCGCACCUGAGCUGAAGAAGCGUGGUGGUGUUGCGUAAGUCAUUUGUAAUUAUCAUCUGUAAUUUGCUUAUUUUAUAUCAUUGUCACAAUUGUAAUAUAAUUUUGAGUGUACUGUCGUCGCUGAGAUAAUGCAAAUUUUGAAGGAGCUGAAUUUGCCACACUGGAGCCACAGAUCUUGCCUCCAGUUAACUGAACUGUAAUCCAUGCGUUAUCCAGUGCACCUGUCAGCCUGAGUUAGUGGUGGCAUCUGGGCCCAGCUACCGAGACUGAGGAAGACACCAGGUCAUUUUGAUCUUGUCCCUCCUACCAUUUUGCAUCAAUUCUCUGCUUCCUGAUCUUUAAUGCUUUGUAUAACCUUGGUUUAAAAUUUAAUAUGGUUUACUUUUUCCUAGCUCCUUAAGAAAUAAUAAUAAAAAAAAGUCAAUUUUACAAAUAA